AUGGGAGAGCAGUUGAGACGACCUAACUGGGGGUGUUUGGGGGUGUACUGCGCAAGUGACCGGCCGGGUGAAGUGCCCCGAGUAGAGGUCUGGAGCAAAUACUUGCUGCGUUUCCUAGCGUGCAAGGUGCUGACGAAAGGCUGGAAGGCUGUUGCUGGGGCACCCCAUACCUUCCUUGCCUUGCAAAAGAUAAUACUGUAUGCGUACUGCGGCAGAGGUGACAAGCAGUCAAAUGGUAAAGGUGAAGGUGGAUCAUUGGAUGGGAUCCAGAGGGCGAGAGGCAAGGCGAGGACGCACCGGUUCCCUUUUUUUCCAUUCCUUCCCCCUCCCACCUUUUUACCCUUCUACCCCCUCCAUCCCAUUCACCUCUUUUCGACGAUAAAAGAAUCGGUAGAGGAGCUCAUCAGUUCCCCUGUCGUUUCCUGGAACCGUCGACUUUUCAACCUUUCGAGGCAACCCUCACAUCUUCAUCUGUCUUCCUUCAUUCUCUCCCAGCAGAGAAAAGGAUUCAGCACUCUAAAUUUCAAAGAGCUCGUUGAGCCACCGCCGUCAAGAUGGUCAAGUAAGUUCAUCACAACCCAUCUCACUCUAGUCUCGGGCAUAAGCAACAUCACGACAUGUCUCUUCAUCAUCAUCAUCAUCAACAACACCAUCAUGGAGCAAUGCCUGCACACUUUGCUGCAUCGUUGCAGCAAAGCUUUGCUGAGCGCCCAUCUCUACCCCGCCCCUCACCUCACCUCACCUCACUUUGACCUUCUCCCCUCACUCUCCUUCGGAGAGAUCCGUGGGCUCAUGGACAAGCCCACCAACGUCCGUAACAUGUCCGUCAUUGCCCACGUCGAUCACGGAAAGUCCACCCUCACCGACUCCCUUCUCUCCAAGGCCGGUAUCAUCUCCACCGCCAAGGCCGGAGACGCGAGAGCCACGGAUACCCGUGCCGACGAGCAGGAGCGUGGUAUUACCAUCAAGUCUACCGCCAUCUCCCUGUACCACAACGUCGACCCCGACGAUGUCAAGGACAUUGUUGGCCAGAAGACCGACGGCACCGACUUCCUCAUCAACCUGAUCGACUCCCCCGGUCACGUUGAUUUCUCUUCCGAAGUCACUGCUGCUCUCCGUGUCACUGACGGUGCUCUCGUUGUCGUCGACACCGUCGAGGGUGUCUGCGUCCAGACCGAGACUGUCCUGCGUCAGGCCCUCGGUGAGCGCAUCAAGCCCGUCGUCAUCAUCAACAAGGUCGACCGUGCUCUUCUCGAGCUUCAGGUCUCCAAGGAGGACCUUUACCAGUCCUUCUCCCGUACCAUCGAGUCCGUCAACGUCAUCAUCUCCACCUACUUUGACAAGUCGCUCGGUGACGUCCAGGUCUACCCCGACAAGGGUACCAUCGCCUUCGGUUCCGGUCUUCACGGCUGGGCCUUCACCAUCCGCCAGUUCGCCGUCCGCUACGCCAAGAAGUUCGGUGUCGACCGCAACAAGAUGAUGGAGCGUCUCUGGGGCGACAACUACUUCAACCCCCACACCAAGAAGUGGACCAACAAGAGCACCCACGAGGGCAAGCAGCUCGAGCGUGCCUUCAACCAGUUCAUCUUGGACCCCAUCUUCAAGAUCUUCUCCGCCGUCAUGAACUUCAAGAAGGAGGAGGUCGCCACCCUUCUCCAGAAGCUCGACCUCAAGCUCCCCGUUGAGGACCGCGAGAAGGAGGGCAAGCAGCUCCUCAAGGCCGUCAUGCGCACUUUCCUCCCCGCCGCCGACGCCCUUCUCGAGAUGAUGAUUCUCCACCUCCCCUCCCCCGUCACCGCCCAGAAGUACCGUGCCGAGACUCUGUACGAGGGUCCCCCCGACGAUGAGGCCGCCAUUGCCAUCCGCGACUGCGAUGCCAAGGGUCCCCUCAUGCUCUACGUCUCCAAGAUGGUUCCCACCUCCGACAAGGGUCGCUUCUACGCUUUCGGUCGUGUCUUCGCCGGUACCGUCAAGUCCGGUAUCAAGGUCCGCAUCCAGGGCCCCAACUACACCCCCGGCAAGAAGGAGGAUCUCUUCAUCAAGGCUAUCCAGCGUACCGUCCUCAUGAUGGGUGGCAAGGUCGAGGCCAUCGACGACAUGCCUGCCGGUAACAUUGUCGGUCUCGUUGGUAUUGACCAGUUCCUCCUCAAGUCUGGUACCCUCACCACCUCCGACACCGCCCACAACCUCAAGGUCAUGAAGUUCUCCGUCUCCCCCGUCGUCCAGCGCUCCGUCCAGGUCAAGAACGCCCAGGAUCUCCCCAAGCUCGUCGAGGGUCUCAAGCGUCUCUCCAAGUCCGACCCCUGUGUCCUGACCAUGACCUCCGAGUCUGGUGAGCACAUUGUCGCCGGUGCCGGUGAGCUCCACUUGGAGAUUUGCCUGAACGAUCUCAUGAACGACCACGCCGGUGUUCCCCUCAUCAUCUCCGACCCCGUCGUCCAGUACCGUGAGACCGUUGUUGGCAAGUCCAGCAUCACCGCUCUCUCCAAGUCUCCCAACAAGCACAACCGUAUCUACAUGAUCGCUGAGCCCAUCGACGAGGAGCUCUCCAAGGAGAUCGAGGCUGGCAAGAUCAGCCCCCGUGACGAUUUCAAGGCCCGCGCCCGUGUCCUCGCUGACGACUUCGGCUGGGAUGUCACUGACGCCCGUAAGAUCUGGACCUUCGGCCCCGACACCACCGGUGCCAACUUGCUCGUCGACCAGACCAAGGCCGUCCAGUACCUCAACGAAAUCAAGGACUCCGUCGUCUCUGGUUUCCAGUGGGCCACCCGCGAGGGUCCCGUUGCCGAGGAGCCCAUGCGUUCCGUCCGCUGGAACAUCAUGGAUGUCACCCUCCACGCCGAUGCCAUUCACCGUGGUGGUGGCCAGAUCAUCCCCACCUCCCGCCGUGUCCUGUACGCCGCCGCCCUUCUCGCCGAGCCCGCUCUCCUCGAGCCCGUCUUCUUGGUCGAGAUCCAGGUGCCCGAGCAGGCCAUGGGUGGUGUCUACGGUGUCCUUACCCGCAGACGUGGUCACGUCUUCGGUGAGGAGCAGCGCCCCGGUACUCCCCUGUUCACCAUCAAGGCCUACCUGCCCGUCAUGGAGUCCUUCGGCUUCAACAGUGACCUGCGCCAGGCCACCUCCGGACAGGCCUUCCCCCAGUCCGUCUUUGACCACUGGCAGCCCCUGCCCGGUGGCUCUCCUCUGGACGGCACCUCCAAGGUCGGCCAGAUCGUCCAGGAGAUGCGUAAGCGCAAGGGUCUCAAGGUUGAGGUUCCCGGUGUUGAGAACUACUACGACAAGUUUAACAAGUCUGUUGAAUCUCAGAUCGCCGUGCCAUAUCCUCCCGAGACAAGACUGAAAUCUGCAGCGGGCAACGGCAGCGGGCAGCAGCAGCGACGCCGACCCUCGCAUGGAUCCCACUUAGGUUUAAACUCCUUCUCUCAACAACCUCUCAUUUCUGGGCAAAUUUUUGUUUGUUCGCGUGGCUUCCCGCCGAGCAAUAACAAUGACUCCAACCUGUCCGUACAUUACUUGACAGAGGAGGAUGCGCCCUUGCUCAGGACGUGGCUCCUGAGCAAGCUGCCUGAAGUAUCCGAUACAGAGACAGACAUCUUGGCCGACUAUGUCCUUGCUCUUCUCGCCUCGCAGGAAGGCGACGCUGCGCACAUUCGUGCGGCAUGCGAAAGCGAACUGCCGCAGUUCCUCAACACAGACACCGCGCCGGAAUUUGUUGACGAGCUGUUUCGCGUCAUCGAGUACAAGUCGUUUCUCCCGGGCGCGCCUCCCCCGCCCAAGAGGUUGACAGAGGCAGACAAUCGCGCGGCGGCUUCGGAGUUUCCGUCUCAGGGUGGUUCGCGAAAGCGCUCAUUCAAUGACAGGGGCGACGCCGGCGCUUCGGUCGAUCGGGACGCGGGCUUCGAGGAGCGCGCUUACAAGCAACCUCGCCGGAGUCAGUGGGACUCGACGGCUUCGGGUGCUGGAGGGUACUCUGCGCAGCCGUUCCCUGCCGAUGGCUCGUUCCAGCUGUCGGCUACGGCGGCGCCGUACGACCCAAACUUCCCGCGAGGAGCACCAACUGGCCCCCAGAACUGGCGCGGGAUGCCUCAGAUGCCACCGGCCUAUCCUCAGGGCGCCGCCCCGCCUCAAGGGCCACGAAGAAAUAGGCAGAAAUGCCGCGAAUUCGCGACCAAGGGGUACUGCGCUCGGGGAAGCUCAUGCCAGUAUGACCACGGCGUCGAGCCCAUCUGGUUGCCGCCUAGCGGUCCUAGUGGUCCUCAGAAAUUCGAUGACUUUGAUCCCCGAGACGCGGCCAUGAUGAUGUCGCAAAACUUCCAACAAAUGCAGCAGCUCAUGGAGGCAUUCAACGCUGAGCGAUCCAGUCGCGAGGGCCGCAAGAACCGCCGUGCUACUAGAGGCAAACGGCGUCAGCACAGAGCCUCCUUUUCCGCUGAAGGCCCUGUUGAGGAUACCACGAAGACGACAAUCGUCGUGGAGAACAUACCCGAGGAGUACCUGUCUGAGGAGGAAGUCCGCAAGUUCUUCUCCGAGUUUGGCGAUAUUCAAGAGGCCUCGCUGCAGCCUCACAAGCGGCUCGCAACUGUCACGUAUGACACGUGGGAUGCUGCCAAUGCGGCGUACCGGUCUCCUAAGGUCAUCUUUGACAACCGCUUCGUCAGAGUGUUUUGGUUCGUCGAAGAGAGCGAGCAGGCUGCCGCACGCGCUGCUGCCAAUGGCGAAGACCCAGACGCUGAGCCGGAGAUUGAUCUUGAGGAGUUUAUGAAGAAGCAAGAAGAGGCCCAGCGGCAGCACGAGGAAAAAGCGCAAAAGAAGGCAGAGCUAGACAAGCAACGGCAAGAACUGGAGCAGCGGCAACGCGAGCUUCUCGCCCAGCACCGCGAGGUCCAGCAGAAGCUUCAAGCCAAGUUGGCCUCGAAGAACGGCGAUGGAGGGGAGAAUGGAGAAGAGGGCUCGUUGAAUUCGGCGCUUCGCGCGCAGCUCGCGGCUCUCGAAGACGAGGCUAAGCUCCUCGGUCUCGACCCGAGCGCGACGGAUGAACCGUCCAACUCGUGGCAUGCGAGCUAUCGCGGACGGGGUCGCGGCAGAGGCGGCUUCGUCCCGCGUGGCCGUGGCUACGCUCCUCGAGGAAGAGGAUCAUACCGGGGCGGGUACCAAGGCGAUGUCCACGUCGCCUACGCCGCGUACUCGCUCGACAACCGUCCUCGGACUGUGUCCGUCACGGGUGUGGACUUUACUUCGUCUGAGAAGGACGAGGUGCUUCGGCAAUAUUUGCUUGCUGUCGGUGAAUUUACAGACAUCAACACCACCCCGUCCAAGACCGAAGUCACCUUCAAGGACCGCAAGACGGCUGAGAAGUUCUUUUACGGUCUCCCCAAGCAGGAGAUCCCGGGCAUCGACGGCCAACUCGAGCUGUCGUGGGUCGCCACGCCCCUGGCCCCCGUCAAGACUGUUGAGAAUGGCGCAUCGUCAAAGACCCAGGGCGCGUCUGACCAUGAUAUGGCCAUGGGCAACGCCGCACCUAAUGGAUCGUCGGCGGCACGUGACCUGAUGGAGCAGCAGCCGGAACAGCAGCGGGAUAUGGACUAUGAUGUUGCGGAUGACGAUGACUGGAGAGUUGAGUAG
Colletotrichum lupini is the source of this 5622-nucleotide messenger RNA. Its product is annotated as translation elongation factor aEF-2. Gene Ontology annotation, molecular function: ribosome binding; RNA binding; GTPase activity. NCBI's taxonomy places the organism in Eukaryota, Fungi, Ascomycota, Sordariomycetes, Glomerellales, Glomerellaceae. Gene Ontology annotation, biological process: mRNA processing; translational elongation. The record is from RefSeq and is a predicted model, not a curated record. The coding region runs from base 1 to 5622 and encodes 1873 amino acids. The transcript is spliced from 13 exons. Gene Ontology annotation, cellular component: ribonucleoprotein complex; cytosol.